Pygocentrus nattereri (red-bellied piranha) is the source of this 5895-nucleotide messenger RNA. RefSeq names its product ST6 (alpha-N-acetyl-neuraminyl-2,3-beta-galactosyl-1,3)-N-acetylgalactosaminide alpha-2,6-sialyltransferase 6 (gene st6galnac6). Bases 190 to 1113 code for a protein of 307 amino acids. Gene Ontology annotation, biological process: ganglioside biosynthetic process; oligosaccharide metabolic process. The record is from RefSeq and is a predicted model, not a curated record. The transcript has 6 exons. Lineage: Eukaryota; Metazoa; Chordata; Actinopteri; Characiformes; Serrasalmidae. Gene Ontology annotation, molecular function: alpha-N-acetylgalactosaminide alpha-2,6-sialyltransferase activity.
CUGCUAUCCAAUCCCAGCGCGGGAGGCGGGCCUUGUACGAAAACGGGUGCGUGUAAUAGAAAACCCACCGCAGGACGAUGGAGGAGGCUCUGCCGCACAGGAACGGCGAUGAUCCGCCAGAGAAACGACAGCACAGCGCCGGAUCGGCAUAAAGUCUACAUCAUGUGAUAGUGGAUCGGAAGCAAGAGAAUGGGGCUGCGGUUGGUGGAAAAGGGGCACCACAGCCAGCGGAUGGCGAUCUUUGGGGCGGUCUUCAUCAUCACAACCCUCCUCAUUCUUUACAGCUCCAACACUGGUAAUGACCUGUACGGGUCUUUUAAAGGAGGGCCGUUCCACGAAGCCUACAAAACCACAAACCUGAAGAAAUGGGCUGGCAAAGAAGGCUACACCCCUGUCUUCGGCAACAAGAGCAUGAACCUGCGCUGUCACCAGUGUGCGCUGGUGAUGAGCUCCAGCCACGUCCUGGGCACCCACGCCGGAGAGGAAAUUGACCGCUUCGAGUGUGUCAUCCGCAUGAACGACGCCCCGACCUCCGGGUUCGAGACAGAUGUGGGGAACCGGACCAGCCUGCGUGUCGUCGCCCACUCCAGCGUGUUCCGGGUCAUCCGCAAGCCGCAGGAAUUCCUCAACCGCUCGGAGAACCUGUCCGUCAUCUUCUGGGGCCCGCCCACCAAGAUCGGACGAGACGCCAAAGGAACACUGUACCGGCUGAUCCAACGGGUCAGCAUGACCUACAGCAACGUGUCCACCUUCACCAUCUCCCCGGGCAAAAUGCACAAGUUCGACGCGCUCUUUCAGAAGGAGACCGGCCGAGACAGACAGAAGUCUAAGUCAUGGCUGAGCACCGGCUGGUUCACCAUGGUGAUCGCCAUCGAGAUAUGUGAUAACAUCACGGUUUACGGGAUGGUGCCUCCAAACUACUGUGGGAGGCACCCUCAGCCCAAGCGGAUGCCAUAUCACUACUACAAACCCAGAGGGCCGGACGAAUGCAUGACGUACCUGCAGAACGAGAAGGGUCGCAGAGGAAACCACCAUCGUUUCAUCACCGAGAAACAGGUGUUCUCUCGCUGGGCCAAACUCUACAACAUCACUUUCACACACCCCGCCUGGUGAGAAAUCAGCCCAACGUGGUGGCCAGCCCUUCUGUUAGCCCAACAAGAACCUGAUUCAAUACAGCUAGCAUGUGGCUAACCUCAGCCUCAGGAGAAACUACACCAGUUUCAUCCCUCUGGGCUGUUGAGAUUGAGCCAAAAUGACUUUCUCCUGUCACACAUUGAGCCUAAAGUGAGAUUAAUCCAAAACGGCUGCCUAGUUCAUGUAGAUUACUUGCUAAAAUGAUCCAGAAUGGCUGCCGGCUUUACGUAAAGAGGAGCCUCAAAAGUGGGGUUUUAAGAAAGGAGCUGGCUCAAACGUUAAUCUGAGGUAAGAAAUCUUCAGAAAAGACCUUUACACUUUUGAAUUUUUAUCAUAGGUAAUAAAACAGUGAGCUGUGUGUAAGAAUCGCAAAGAAAAUGGUCCAAAUUGGCUGCCAGCUUCACAUAGCUAGCUAGCUAACGUGGCAUCGGAAAAUUGGGGGAUUGCGAAAGGAGCUGGCUAAAACGGAAAUCUGAAGUAAGAAAUCUUCGGAAAAACAUUUACACUCUCGCAUUUUUAUUGUUGUUAAUAAAACGGUGAACUGUGCAAGAAUCGUGAAGAAAUUGAUCCAAAUUGGCUGCCAUCUCCACAUAGCUAGCUGGCAAGCUAGCAAGCUAAAGUGGAGCCCAAAAAGUGGGGCAUUAAUAAUAGCUGGCUAAAACAGAAAUAUGAAGUAUGAAAUCUUCAGAAAAAACCUUUACACUCUGGCAUUUUUAUCGUUGUUAAUAAAACUGAACGCUGUGCAAGAAUCGUGAAGAAAAUGAUCCAAACUGGCUGCCAGCUUUCCAUAGCUAGCUAGCUAACAUGGCAUCAGAAAUGUGGGGGAUUGCGAAAGGAGCUGGCUAAAAUGGAAAUCUGAGGGAAGAAAUCUUCAGAAAAAACCUUUACACUCCUGCGUUUUUAUCGUAGGUAAUAAAACAGUGAGCUGUGCAAGAACCGUGAAGAAUUUACAGAACUAGCCAAGCCGAACAAUCAAAGCUCUCACUUUGUAAUUCCUUCAUUUGAGACUUCACUUCUCCCUCACAACUGAAACGAACCCUGUGCGAGUUGCUUUUUUGGUACAAACAUGAUAAAGUAUUAUACAGUUUGGCCGUCUUAAAGGCUGGCAGGUAUUCCCAUUUUUUGUUUAUCAGAUGAAAGAAGUAAAUUAUGCUUAAGAUUUUAUGAGAUGUUAAGAACUUUGCAAUAAUCGGCGAAUCCGUGCUGAGCACUAUUUUUUUUGUAAGGUGAAAUGUUACUGAAAAAUGAUAUUUUUAAGCCUUUAUAAUGUUUUAAAAAAAGCCCUUAACUGUAAAAUAAAAAAAAGGCUAGAAAUAACAUCGUAGUCCUCCCCGUAGAAGAUAACAUUACUCCAAUGAAAAGCACCUCUUGUGGACUUAUGGGAAAACCGCACUUGCGAGCUUUUCCCAACACACUAGUGCCAUUCUUCGACACAACAGCUUCCCAAAAGCACGGACACCUUAAGGUCAUCUUACCUCCUAGAGACGCUGGCUUUCGAUCAUAUGUUGAUGAUCUUCGAUCAUUAGUGCUUUUAGGCUAAAUCAACCGGCCCAUUGCAGUGGUGCACGGUUUGUACGUACCAGCGUGUCCAGUGUCCAGGCAGCACCGGGUUCGAAGCCGGACUCUGUGUUGCAGUCCCUCUGUUUAAAUAAUCAUCACUGUCCUAUCAAAACCUCGCAACUUCAUUUUUUUUCCCCACGCCAGCUGCCAUUUAAAUGAACAUCUUAUGAUAAACUGACCGAUAAAAAUGUUCCAAAAUUAUUUGGAAUUACAUCAGUUUACAUUAAAGUUACGGAUGUGUUUUUCAGAGUAGGGCCUUACCGACACGAGCGUUUUUGUGGCCAGUGCUGACUCCAGUUUUAAGCUGACCGCUAAAUAAACGCUAAAAUUCUAAUUGUGUAAAAGAAAUUUUACAUUUAUAUUUGAGCUUUGUAAUUUUAUACUGUGACAACAUUAGUUCAACAGCUCUUUGCUGACUGAUUGUCAGUUCGGAAUGGUCAUUUCUUCAAUAGUGUAAAUAUUUUAACACUGGGGGUGGGGCUAGAACUGGGGGAAUGUCUUUCCGGUAUUGGCAAAGAAUUCCGAAAUUGGCUUUUAUUAUUGCAAUCGUGAUGGACUUUUGUACUGUAUUAUCGGUAGAUUGCGAGUUCAAAUCCCGCCGAUGGUGCAGCCAAGCCAAAAAAGUUUGACGCAUUAUGUUGUCAAUACCGAUAAAACUGCAGCAUUGACCGAUAUUAUCAGCUAAUCGAUAAGUCGUUCGGGUUCCAUUUUAGAGAUGAGGUUUUGUUACGACAGCGACGACACGCGGUCACUGCCCCCCCACCACUUCUCCCAGGUAGAACACUGAGGUGUAAUCAAGAAUCUAGAAUCCCCCUCAAGCUGGCCUUCUGGACUUGAGUCUUCAUUCUCUCAACCAAGCCAAUAUGCUGUGCCCAGACUGUCCAGGACGUUACGUCCAGAUCGGCCUACGGAAACGAAGGAACUGAACAUCCAAACGAAAGCCAAAAGUGUGGAAAGGGAUGGUGAUUCAGACAAUAGCCAGACGAACUGUCGAAAUGUGUAAAAGCCUUAAACUCUGUUUGUGUUGACCGGCAGUUACAGUGAUGUUUCCUUGUGAAAUCCGAGUUCCAAAGGCUGUAACUGCCAGCACAUUUAGUAUGACGUCCUUAUAGUUUAGUACAGGGCCUUUGUGCACUUGCCCUGAUCGUUAGACACAGACACACACACACACACACACAUCCAUAUACAUAGAUAUUUAAAUAUAUAUAGAUCUAUAAAUGUCAUUAUGCCGUUACUUGCUUGAAGCUUUCUCGCUGCUCACAUGACUUUAUACAAAAAUGCUCUUGGCAUGCUGUGAGUGGACGGUUUUAUUCCUGACAGUGUUUUGAUGGGAGGAGGUUUUUGACCUCAGUUUUUACUCUGAAUGUUUCCUCUAUCUCCCAUUACAUCCAUGAUCAGUUAACUCUUCCGGCGGGUGAGUAAAACCUUCAUAAGAUUUGAACCAGCUUAAAGCGACAGUUUGAAAUCAAGCGUACACCUUUUCCUCUUCUCCCAAACGGAGUCGACAAGUUUGCUUCUUUAUUUAACGCAAUAACGGAUUUGUUCACCAAUUAGCAUCGUGCUAACUGCAUGCCUCAAACCAUAUGUAGUCGUUAUCUCAAACAAAGAUUUCUGUGGUUUCUGACACUGUUAUCUGUUAAAAACAGACCAAAUAUGCCUUGUGUUACUACAUUUGGGGAAAAUGGGAAAGUUGUGUACAUUUGUUUCGUUUUUUGGUUUGGUUUUUUUUGCCGAAUUAUUGCUUUAAGCACCUCAAAGACCCGUUCAGAAUAAACACUGGGAUUGUGAUGUUGGCCUGAGACACCUGGGAUGUAGGAGCCUCAGGAGCCGGGCAUCAGGAACGAGAAUACUGGCAUGUCAGUAAAAGCUAAAUAAUUAACCGAAAAAGCUAAAUUCCAGUUCAGUAUGCUGCAUCCCGACGCCCCAGGCAUGUACAAAGUGGCUUUGUCCAAAAUGACCCUGCACCCUUCCUCCCGAACAUCUUAAAGUCGAAUUCCGCAGAUGGUUCACAAUCUCUGCAUAAUUAAUUCAGAGUUGGUGAGAAAUGGUCCAGACGUCUGUACAGUGGUGGUGAUGGGAACCAGGGGUCACCAUGACUACAACAUUUUCCAGAACCACCAGAGAACCUACACGAGUCUUAGGUUUGUAGUUUCAUAUGGCAUGUUGAUGGUAAAAAAAGUGGAAAAAGGUUUUCUUUGGGAACUGUUUUGCCAGACCCAGACAGGUUUCUCCACCACUGUGAACUGUGUCACCACCACUGUGAACAGUUCUGAAAUCGGUCAGUUUAUCUAGCAGAGCGUUUCACGCCAAACCACUCUGAAUGACUUUGUUUAUAUCUUUACCAUUCAAUUGUGCAGAGAUUUGAACAAAGUCUAACCUGUGGGGUCAUAGUAAACAUCUUGAAAUGGGUGUGAAUGUCUACUAUCAUACAGUUGUUUCAAUAUCCGAUUAUUUCGCUUAUUUCUAAUGUUUUUACUAGUUUUCUUAAGUAAUGUUAUCCAAAGAAACAGUCUUAUUCUGUUGGCAGAUCAUUUCGCUUGUUUUAAGAAAUAAUGCAUGAAAUAAGCAAAAUAAUCUGCCGUGUCUAGAAGUUAAAUAAAUGUAUAAUAUUAAUGCAAAAGUCUCAAAAUGAUAAUGACCUCACUUGCCAUGUAGGGCUGCACGAUAUAGACAAAAUACCAGUAUUAUGAUGACCUUGUGACAGUUUGCUAUAUGCUAGAAACACACUUAUGAGUCAGUAAUAUAACAGAGUUACAGCCUGCGUUAUUUUGACCAUCCUAACAAUCAUCUGGAGCUGUGAUUGGUUAGGACGCUCAGAGCACACAUUAAAAGCACUGUGAUUGGUUAGAGGGCUCAUUAGCAUAUUAACAAACAAUAUAUCGCUCAACACGAUGGCUUUUGUAGUAUGUUUUCCCAUCUGAUAACUACUCGAUGAGUUGACCCUGACCGUGUCGGUGUCCGUUAUUCCUGAGAGUUCUGACGCUUGUGCUAAUGUCCAGGACAGGAGGGAGCAGGGAUUCAUUCUGGACAGGGCCUGAGAGACAGGAACGAUGUGAAGAAUGUAAUAUGACUAAUAUGAUUAUUAAUAUUCUGACUGUAACUUUGACAUCACUUUUGAUUGUGUUCUUGUGCUCGUCACUCUUUAUGAAUGUUCUGUACAUAAUGUGUCUUAAAAACAUUAUAUAUGUUUGAGAAAACAAA